GCCCCGCCCCCGCCGCAGCCACCGCUCGGGCCGCACCUACGGGGCGGCAGCCGGGGCCAUGCUGGGCAAGGACUACAUGCUGGCCAUCAUCCUCGUCAACUGCGACGACAAUCUCUGGAGUGACCAGAGCCUGGAGACGGACCCUGACCUUCCUCCCGGCUGGAGAAAAAUCCAUGACUCUCUGGGCACCUACUACUGGCACGUGCCCACAGGCACAACACAGUGGCAGCACCCUGCUCGCUCUACCAGCCCAGGAGGGUGCCUGGAGGCUGAUGAAGAGGAGACGCUCCAAGAAACGGACUGCCAGGCCUCUGUGGUGAAGCACACAUCAAAAGCCAGGCCUGUUCCCAGCCCCAUGGCCUCGCUGACCAGGAGGACCUCGCUGACAUGGCAGGGAGAUGACUUCCAACAGUGUGGCGCAGAGCCCAGCUCCAAGUGCUUUGCUGUGCGUUCGCUGGGCUGGGUGGAGAUCCCCGAGGAGGACCUAGCGCCUGGCAAGAGCAGCAUUGCUGUCAACAACUGCAUCCAGCAGCUCUCCAACAGCCAGGGCCGAGGCUCUGCAGACAGCUGGGGAGAGGGCCAGGACCUGGUGAUGAUCCUGAAGAAGGACACCAUGAGCCUGGUGGACCCUCUGGACCACAGCCUCAUCCACUGCCAGCCCAUCCUCAACAUCCGCGUCUGGGGCGUCGGCUGCAACAAGGGCAGGGACAGGGACUUCGCCUUUGUGGCGAGUGACAAGGACACCUGUGUGCUCAAGUGCCACGUCUUCCGCUGCAACGUGCCCGCCAAGGGCAUCGCCAAGGCACUGCACGGGAUGUGCUCCCAGAUCGUGGCGGAGCGCGCAGCAGCCGGCAGCGGACCUUCACCGCACAGCGCCGCGCUGGAGCCCAUCUCCGCCGCAACGUGGCCCCUGCGUACAGCGGACGUCCAGGACGCCGUAGGGAGGCCGCCCCGGCGCUACGAGGCGUUGUACAUCGGCAGCCGGCCCGUGCCCAGGGCCAUGGGUAAGGUCGCCCCGCCGCGCCGCGCCCCGCCCCGGCCCGCAGCGGGCGGGGAGCACCGCGCGCCUCUCCCCGCAGGGAUGGACGUGCUGAACGCCGCCAUCGAGCAGCUGCUGGCGGGCCCCGGGCGGAACAGCUGGACGCCCGCCCACGUCUGCGUGUCCGACACGGCCGUGCGGGUGCGGCGGGCGCAGGUGGGACCGGGGCGGGGCCGGGGGGGGCGCGGCGGGGUCGAGGCGGGGCCGGCGCGGCGCCCGCAGGAGGAGGACGAGGCGCACGUGUGGCAGUGCGAGGUGCGCUACGUCACGUUCCUCGGCGUGGGCCGCGACGCGCACACCUUCGCGCUGAUCGCCGACACCGGGCGGCGCUUCCAGUGCGCGGCGUUCUGGUGCGAGCCCGACGCGGGCACCAUCUCGGAGGCGGUGCAGGCAGCCUGCAUGGUGAGCGGGGCGGCACGGGGCGACGGGGAAGCGGAUCCGGAUCCGGAGCCGCCCGCCGCCACGCCGCCCGCGUCCCCGCAGGUGCAGUACCAGAAGUGCCUCGUGGCUGCCGCGCCGGGGCCGAAGGCGAAGCGCGCGGCCGCCGCGGGGGCGAAGGCGGGCGGGGGCAGCGGCGGCGCGGCGGGGCCCGGUCCGCGGAAGCGCGGGGUGCUGUCGCUGCUGGAGGCGUUCCGCCAGCGGCAUGCGCUGCUGCACCUACCCUAACGCGGGCCCGCGGGGCUCGGCCGGACCGCGCCCCUCCGCCGCCCGCCAAUAAAGCUCCGCAUUCAGC
Messenger RNA from Gallus gallus (chicken), 1772 nucleotides. It is a transcript of the gene APBB3, whose product is annotated as amyloid beta (A4) precursor protein-binding, family B, member 3. The transcript is spliced from 10 exons. Bases 59 to 1705 code for a protein of 548 amino acids. Gene Ontology annotation, molecular function: transcription factor binding; amyloid-beta binding. NCBI's taxonomy places the organism in Eukaryota, Metazoa, Chordata, Aves, Galliformes, Phasianidae. The record is from RefSeq and is a predicted model, not a curated record. Gene Ontology annotation, biological process: regulation of DNA-templated transcription. Gene Ontology annotation, cellular component: nucleus; cytoplasm.